AUGGCUGGAUAUAUUGCUCAUGCAUUGCCGAAAACAAAUUGGACAGUACUCAGUCAAAGUGCUUUUCAAAUGAAUCAAUGUAAUAACAUCUCAUAUAAUACUCAUCAACCAUUAAAUAGAAUUGAAUCAUUCAAGAUUAUACAAGAAAUGAAAACAACAAAUUGCUAUCAUAGAGUUUUUGUAUAUGAUUCAAACGGAAGCGAUCUGUUCGAUGGUACAUUCGAACGACCAAUGAAAACUAUCCAAACAGCCGUAUCUCUUACACGUAUUUUGAGAACUGUUCACGACAAUGAUAAGAUAUUAUGUAUCACAAUACGUGGAGGAAUCUACUAUUUAGAUACAAAUGCUACUACAACAAGUAGUCAAAUUGGUGCAAUUACAUUAACAACUAAUGAUAGUAAUCUUGUGAUUGAAAACUAUCAGAAUGAACAUGUUAUAUUGAAUGGUGGUACAUUAUUAAAAUUACAAUGGUCUGUUCAUGUUAAUACAUCACAGGGUGGUACAAUAAUGAAAGCUCAAAUACCAUCAUGUAUCAAUCUUGAACAAUUCAAUGAAUUAUAUAUUGAUGGUUUAUAUGCAAAAGAUCCAGGUUUUUCUUACAACGUAAGUAGAUGGCUUCCACCUACUUUUAAUAAAGGUGCUUCUGUUUUUAAUUCACCGAGUAACUUAUGGAGUACAGAUUCACCACCUUAUGAUAAUAAUUAUGUUGUUCCUCGUGGUCUUAUUGUCAACAAUGGUGCAUUGCCUCAUAUUGGUAAUUGGAGUAAACCUACGACUGGUUUUGUGCAUGCUUUUCAUUCUGACUAUUGGGGUAGUUGGUUUUUUGAAAUAGCAUCGAUCAAUAGUACACAAAAUACCAUUGUGUUCGGUCGAGGAAGUUUUCAGGAAGCACGUGGUGCAGCAAGUGGUGGUGCAUUUUAUGUUGUAAAUAUAUUUGAAGAAUUUGAUUCACCCAAUGAAUGGUUUUUAGACAAAGAUACUCGAACACUUUAUUUUAUGCCAAACGAAACUAUGCCUCAAGUUUUUGUAAUAAGUCAAAUUUCUUGUCUUAUAUCUAUUAGUGGUAGUAGUUUUCAAAAUUCUGCUGAAAAUAUAUCUAUUCAGGGUUUAACAUUAACAGAGACUAGUCAUACCUAUAUGAGAGAUUAUAUGGUACCGAGUGGUGAUGAUUGGGCUGUUCAUCGAGGUGGUACUUUAUAUUUAAUAAAUACGAAAAAUAUUACUAUUACACGUAAUAUAUUCAUACAAUUGGGUAGCAAUGGUAUGACAUUGAUUGAUUACAAUUAUGCUACAUCGAUUAUGUUAAAUGAAUUCGUAUGGUUAGCUGAUUCAGCGAUUAUCCUUGUUGGUAGUACGAAUGGCAUCGACGGUUUUAGUGUAACAAGUCAACCUGUCAACACACUCAUACAGUCAAAUCUUAUACAUGAAACCGGUAUUUAUAUUAAGCAAUCAUCACCAGUAUUGAUUGCUGUGAGUCGAAGUGUGUCUAUUAUCGGUAAUCUCAUGUUUAAUAUUCCACGAGCAGCAAUCAAUGUAAAUGAUGGUUUCUAUGAAACAAGUGAUCAUGGACCUAUCAAUACAUGGGAUCGACAACCAUUUUUAAGCGAUGCAGUACAAUCAAGUUUACCGUCAGUUUGGCAACAUAAAAGUUUCAUUCAUCACAAUACUCUUUUCAAUAAUUACAAUUCAUUUUAUCCGAUCGAUCAUGAUGAUGGCAGCUGUUUUUAUGAAGAUAGCGAUAAUUUUCAAGUAUAUGGUGACAAGAAACAUUAUUUGGGCCAUUCGCAACUCGAUCAUCAAGAAAUUAAUGUAUAUCCUGAUACAAAAUCCAGUCAGGGUACAGGUGUAUGUAUUGCAGAUCAAGCACCUUCACAUGGCUCUAGUAGUUGGAAUGAAACUUGGAUUGCAAACACUUUUAUACUCUACACAAGUCCAAUAUUUGGUAUUGCAAUACAGAUGAUCUUUUGUAACAUAUUUAGCAUUUAA
This is a messenger RNA of Rotaria socialis, 1986 nucleotides long. NCBI's taxonomy places the organism in Eukaryota, Metazoa, Rotifera, Eurotatoria, Philodinida, Philodinidae. The record is from the annotation of a GenBank genome assembly.